Staurois parvus is the source of this 359-nucleotide messenger RNA. The record is from the annotation of a GenBank genome assembly. Lineage: Eukaryota; Metazoa; Chordata; Amphibia; Anura; Ranidae.
GUUCUGUGCUGAAAGGCACAUUUCUGGAUAAACAUGUAGAAGCACAGAAAGGAGAAGAAAAUAUCCAAGCAUUAAUGACUGCUGAGAAGACCAAAGGAUUCUGUCAGCUAGUUGUUUCAUCAAAUCUACGUGAUGGCAUUUCACAUUUGAUUCAGUCAGCUGGGCUCGGUGGCAUGAAACAUAACACUGUUUUAAUGGCUUGGCCACAAAGAUGGAAACAGCCUAACAUUCCCUACAGCUGGAAAAAUUUUGUUGAUACAGUGCGAGAUGCUACAACAGCUCAGCAAGCAUUACUUGUGGCAAGGAACAUUGAUUCAUUUCCUGCCAACCAAGAGCGUUUCAGUGAGGGGAAUAUUGAU